Esox lucius (northern pike) is the source of this 1613-nucleotide messenger RNA. RefSeq names its product WD repeat and FYVE domain containing 2 (gene wdfy2). Gene Ontology annotation, molecular function: protein binding; metal ion binding. The record is from RefSeq and is a predicted model, not a curated record. The coding region runs from base 177 to 1379 and encodes 400 amino acids. The transcript is spliced from 12 exons. Lineage: Eukaryota; Metazoa; Chordata; Actinopteri; Esociformes; Esocidae.
GGCGUCAUAGAUCAAUGUUCUGUCAGCUGAGUAGCAGCAUCUUUGGCUGUCAUAACACACGGAGCGUUGUGUCCAAACUGCUAAUAUUGCUACAACAAUCUACAAAUUCCAAUGCGGUUGAAGUAGGGUGUUAGGAUAUGCCGAUCCAAAACUGGUGAAGGAACUUUAUCCCCGGCAUGGCAGCAGAAAUACAGCCUAAACCGCAGGCUCGAACGCCUGUACUGCUCAACAAAAUCGAGGCAUCACAAGAUGUUGUAAAUACUGCGGUAAUUAUUCCAAAGGAGGACGGUGUUAUAAGCGUCUCAGAGGACAGGACAAUCCGGAUAUGGCUGAAGAGAGACAGUGGUCAGUACUGGCCCAGCGUCUUCCACACUAUGCCAGCUUCUUGCUCCUGUAUGUCCUUUAACCCAGAGACUAGGAGGCUGUCUGUGGGAAUGGAGAAUGGAACUGUCUCUGAGUUCAUCCUGUCAGAAGACUACAACAAGAUGACCCCUGCACGGACCUAUCAGGCACACCAAGGCAAAGUGACUGUGGUGCUGUUUGUACUGGAGAUGGAGUGGGUACUCAGUACAGGACAGGACAAGAACUUCACCUGGCACUGUUCUGAGAGUGGAACCCAGCUGGGGUUGUACCGCACCACAGCCUGGGUCUCUGGACUACAGUUUGAUGUGGAGACAAGGCACGCCUUUGUGGGUGACUUUUCUGGUCAGGUGACCAUUCUGAAGCUGGAGCAGGACAGCUGUAGCCUGGUCACUACCUUCAAAGGACACACAGGCAAUGUGACUGCGCUUUGUUGGGACCCGGUCCAGAGAGUGCUGUUCUCUGGCAGCUCGGAUCACUCCAUUAUCAUGUGGGACAUAGGGGGACGCAAAGGCACCGCCAUAGAACUCCAGGGACACAACGAGAAGGUCCAGGGCCUGUGCUACGCGCCACACACGCGCCAGCUGAUCUCCUGCAGCGCCGACGGGGCCAUUGUCGUCUGGAACAUGGACGUGACCAGACAAGAGACCCCAGAGUGGCUGGACAGUGACUCGUGUCAGAAGUGUGAGCAGCCAUUCUUUUGGAACUUCAAACAGAUGUGGGACAGUAAGAAAAUCGGCCUCCGACAGCACCACUGCAGGAAGUGUGGGCAAGCUGUGUGUGGAAAGUGCUCGGCCAAGCGCUCCACUAUCCCACUCAUGGGCUUUGAGUUUGAGGUGCGUGUGUGCGACAGCUGCCACGCGUCCAUCACAGACGAGGACCGGGCACCCAUGGCAACAUUUCAUGACAGCAAGCACAGCAUAGUGUACAUGCAUUACGAGCCGACCACAGGCUGGCUACUGACCUCUGGGACCGACAAGGUUGUCAAGCUCUGGGACAUGAGUCCAGUGGUAUCGUGAGGGUCACUGGGGCCAGGGAGCAAAAUAGAGCUCCAUCUGCCUGUCAGAUGAGAGCAUACAGUCUCGGGGCCGUCGUCCUGAGAGGAUGAGGAUGUAUCUGCGGGGAUGACGAUGUAUCCAAAAGAACAACCACCACAACAACAGCCACCUUGAACCUUGAACAGGGUGUGUGUGUGUGCGCGUGUGUGCGCGUGUGUGCGCGUGUGUGCGCGUGUGUGUGUGUGUGUGCGUGUG